AAGGUUGGGAUAUACUGAAAGUUGUCUUCCAUUUCUGGGUCUCUGCGGUUCAAACACGGUUAGAGACUGGAGGGUAUUGUGCGAACAACGGGAGGUGUAUGAUACACGGAGAGCCGUGGGGUAAAAGUAGAAGGAGAUGAGAUUACAACAUAAAUAAAACGUAUCACCUGCAGUAGAUUAACUUCAGAAAGAGAGAACACGACGGAGGAAAUGAAAAGAUUAGGGAUUAUGGACUUUGUGUUGUCUAUGAAAUGUAAUUAGUUUGUUUUCAUGGAAUUAUUUUUUAAAUAUUUUAGUCAAAUAAAUGUCAAAAAUGAACAUUGAUGUCUGUGUUUGUCUUCUUCUCUAACAUUAAAUAAGAAUGGUAAAACAGAUUAGCUCUGAUUUGACACAGUAUUUUAUCAUGGGGCCUCUAAGGUGUGAAGCUUUGGAGAAGCCUCCUGACCCCCGCUGUGAACACGACACCUCAAGACAGCACUUAGGACAUGUAGUUACCCUAACUGGGCCUGCAUCGAGUCAGUGAGAAGACAUAGAGAAGAGCUACAGACAUCAGCUGGUGAGGAACAGGAGAAAAGACACAACAACAUUGUCACGUCUUAUGUGGCAGGACUUUCACAAGACCGAUGAUGUCACGGAUCCUUUGUGUUCUAUGUGUCAACGACAGUCGUUAAGGUGACGGCCGUUGGUAGAAAACAUUAGUUUCGACUUCGUUAGUGCCCCAUUGUGUUGUAACCACAGUCGUUGGAGUCACAUGAGGCCAUUUGUGAAAGGUUGUUUUUCCCUAGAGGCCAAAUUGUUAAGUCUCCUGGGAAGGGAUGAAAGGGCGGCAUUGUAGAUUGGAGAUAGGUGGUGUCUUAGACCUCCUCCUAGGUUGAGAGAUGGCUUCUCUACUUUUACAUAGAUGGCUUCUUUUACUCCUCUUUCAAACCAUCUGUCCUCUCUGUCCAAGAUGUGGACCUUGUUGUCCUCAAAUGAGUGGGUUUUCUCCUUUAGAUGUAAAUAGACAGCAGAGUCCAGACCUGAGGAGUUCGCUCUCCUGUGUUGGGCCAUGCGUUUGUGUAGUGGUUGUUUUGUUUCGCCAGUGUAGAGGUCUUCGCAUUCCUCGUUACAUUGGACUGCAUACACCAGAUUGCUUUUGUGGGUGUGUGGUGGUCUGUCCUUAGGAUGUACCAGUCUCUGUCUGAGUGUGUUGCCGGGUUUGAAAUACACAGGGAUACUGUGUUUGUUGAAGAUCCUCCUGAGUUUUUCAGAUACCCCGGACACAUAUGGAAUAACUAUGUUGUUUCUCUUGUUUUGUUUUUCUUUCACUACCACGUUGUUGGUUCUCUUUCUGGAACCAGCUGCAGUUUUCAAAAAGGUCCAACUGGGGUAACCACAAGUUUUGAGGGCAUCUCUCAGGUGCUUGUGUUCUUCCCCUUGGGCCUGUGAGCUUGGGCAUGUACAUAGGUGAAACCAAACAACCACCAAACAACCAGUCCUUACAACACCAACCUUCACCUACAACGCAGUCCUGAGAUCCUUACCCAGGAGAUUUAACCCCCAUUCACACCUUGAAACAAGUGACCCUAACGACUCACAUGAUGUCAGGGCGGGUCAACGACUCCCAUAACCAUCCACCAGAGGUUAAAUACCUGGGACUCCCCAACCAGUUUUCAGAACUGAAGAAGGCUUUUGGAUAAGAGGUGAAACGUCUUCAAGAAACCUAAAAGAAGUCCAGUUGCCUUCAACUUCAGCCCUUAAGGCUAUCAUGACCUGGAUGACCGAGAACCUACACAGACAUUAGAAAGAGAGACUUUUAUUCUGAAGGCCAGGGAAGUACCGGAAUGCAUGUUUCAUUUCCGGGUCUCGGUACAACAAAGCUAGCCUGUUUGUUACAGGAGCAGAGGAAACGAGUCAGCCAGGUCUAAAUAACGAUAAAACCACCACCGGUGCCUUUUCUUCUUUGACUCUACGAUCUGUUAAAGAUGUCCAGGUUUCAGGAGCUUAAAGCUUCGUUCAAACGGCGGCUGCUGACUUCGGUUCGCGAAGAUCUGUUCGGACAUUUGGAGAGAAAAAUAUCCGAAUAUAAGAAGGAGAUCGACCGCAACAGAAAACUGUUGGAUCUGGUUCCAAACAGCGACUCAAGUCGGCGAGGAUCAGUGUGUCCUGCAGACGUCCAGCAGGUGUUGGAGACUAAAGAAGAAGUUUUCCCUGAGCAGCAGGAGUGGAGCUCCAGACUGGACCAGCAGGACCCAGAGCCCCCCCACAUUAAAGAAGAACAGGAAGAACUCUGUCUCAUUCAGAGACCAGUAGAGGACUGUGGAGGAUCAGAAUUAGACAGGAAGUUGGAUCCAGACUGGCAUCCACAUCCAAAGAGUGAUGACGAGGAGUCAGACUUUUUUGAACCCGAGAGUGAUGAUGGUGAUAAAGACCACGAGGAUCCGAAGAGAAAAUCAUCAAGCUAUUCUGUGACUAGUAAAACAUUUACAGUGCAGGGAGAUUUGAAUGCACGCAUGAGAGCUGAAACAGGAGAGAAGCAUGUUAGUUGCACUUUGUGUGGUAAAUGUUUUACCACAAAAGAUGGUCUGAAGUGCCACUUCAAAACUCAUGUUGGAGAGAAACCAUUAAGUUGCUCAGUCUGUGGGAAAAAAUUUAGACAAAAAGGAAGUCUAAAAACCCACAUGUUAACUCACGCAGGGGAGAAACAAUUUAACUGCUCUGAGUGUGGUAAAAGAACUGGUAGUAAGAAUAACCUAAAGAGACACAUGAGAAUUCACACAGGGGAGAAACCAUUCGGCUGCUCAGUCUGUGGUAAGACAUUUGCAUAUAACUCAAGUUUAACAGCCCAUAUGUUAACCCACACAGGGGAGAAACCAUUUAUCUGCUCAGUUUGUGGAAAGAAAUUUGCAUAUAAAUCAAAUUUAACACAACACAUGUUAACACACACUGGGGAGAAACCAUUUAGUUGCUCCGUUUGUGGUAAAAAAUGUGCAGAUAAAUCAACUCUAACAAAACACACGUUAACCCACACUGGGGAAAAACCAUUUAGUUGCUCCAUUUGUGGUAAAAGUUUUAGACAAAAAGGAAAUCUAACACACCACAUGUUAACUCACACAGGGGAGAAGCCAUUUAGUUGCUCAGUUUGUGGUAAAAAAUUUGCACAUAAAUCAAAUCUAACAACCCACAUGUUAACACACACAGGGGAGAAACCAUUAAGUUGCUCAAUUUGUGGCAAAAGAUUUAGCCGGAAAGGAACACUGACAGGCCACAUGACGCGUCACAAGGGGGAAAAACAAUUCAAUUGUAGAGUUUGUAACAAAAGAUUCAGUUGGCGUAGUCAGCUGAAAAACCACAAGUGUGUUAGUGAGUCCUCACAGCCUCAUCAGUCAGACUGAGGAGAGCAGAGAGGCAGAGCCUCCAGCCAAAAGCUCGACUGAACAGAUGGAAACAGAAGCUGGUGGAGUGGCCCACGUAGUUGCUCAGAAGAGAAAUCUGAAACACCACGUAUCACUUCACACAGAGGAGACGUGAAUCAUUAGCAGUGUUUGUGGCUUAAGAAUUGGCCGUUCAGAAACAUGAGUGUGUUGUCAAGAGGAGUAAUUCUGUCGACAGACCAAUUGAUUAAUCAGCUAAUUGUUGCAACUCCUCUGUGCAGCUUCUGGUUCAGCUGUGUUCCACUAAAGAAUUAAAAACUUAAGGCAACAAGAAAACUUAACUUUGAGUUUAACACAGUUACUUGUAGAAGAUUAAGAAGGGAUGUUGCUUUUGAUCACAGUGAAGAAACUCAAACCCAUAUGUUUGUUGAUCUUAUGAUUUUCUAGCCUCAUCUGGUUUGUGGUGGUUCCUCUGCAGAUAACAAUAAGACUAAACUAGUAUUUUUAUCCCGUCUAACUGCUGUCAUACCAGAAAAUCUAGAUGUAUCGUGCCCAGGGCCCACAGCAAUCAUUUAAAAGAUAAACUUCUUGAAAGACAGCCUUCAUCUCAGGCUUUCACUCAAAACAGUUAAAUGAGCAUCAUGAUUAUUUAAAAUUUUCACAUUUUUUCGUGGAAAAACCUUUAAAAACUUUUAAUUUUGUAGCUGGAGAUUGAAGUGCCUAUGAAAUGUAAUUAGUUCUUUUUCAUGGAAAUAUUUUUUCAUAUUUUAGUCAAAUAAAAGUCUAAAAUGAACAUUAGUGUCUGUGUUUCUUUAAAAGUUCCUCUUCCUGGACAUUAUAUCAAACAUCUGCACUGAAACCACCACGUUAGAAAGGUGGUGUCCGAAACCAGAAAACAUAAAAUCGGUAUGUACACCGGGUACUCACCGCACCGUCGGUCAGAAACUCCUGGAUAAUCUCCGACUGAUAAAUCCACAUAAAUCGGGUUUUACUCCUCCUGCCCGGACUCCAGAGGCGACGCUGACUUUUUAAAAUCCACACUGACCGACGACACCGAGGCUUUGAGACACAGAUUUACCGGAGGCGGGUUUCAAACUGCGCAGGUGUUUUGAGAAACUGUGAUUGGAUCAAAAGGCGCGUUCGAGAUCGACUUUGGUUCACUUCGGCUGUUCAUCAAAUACAUUUAACUCACGGUGGGAAAAGCUGCUUUUCCUUUUAAGUAUACGAGUGUUCCCCUCAAUAUGUCUGACUGACUCAGACAAGGAUAUGAUGUUUCUAUUAGUUUUCUGACUCACAUGAAAUUUCGGUCAUGUAUAAAAGGUCGAUGUGUUCAGGUGUAUGAGGGAAGAGUCAGACAUCAGAAAACCUGCCACAGCAACACUUUCAGAGAGAUCCUUGUUUUGUUUUUUUGUUUUUCUUUCUGUUUCAUUGAGAGUCACAGAUUUAAACUUAGAGAAAAACCCAGAAACUGAAAACCACUCAAUCUGAGUUUGCAUCAGAUGAUUUUCAGUUCAGAUCCUUUAAUCUUUGAAAAUCUUUCAGAACAUUGAAUCUUCUACAGACCAAAGAAAUGAUAAAUCACCUGAAUCACGAUGAAAACAUGAUGAUUUCCUUUCUCUGCCGAUUCGUUAGCUCAGCUGGUGUCUUCAUGAACAUCAGUUAUAAUCAUCAUACCAUUAAACAUGACACAAGCUAGGAGAAAUUAAAAAUACAAACAAAAUCAGCGCUUGGGUUUUAGGAAGUUAAUUCUGAGCAGCAAACAGCUGAUGAUUAAAGUAUGGUAGAAUUUACUGCCGUUUCCCUCCAGACAAAAGACCUCACGACUAAGGUUAGAGUCAGUUUCUGAAACCUGAAAAUUGGAUCCUUUACUUAAGAAGAAAUGUUAAUACCUGUCAAAGCUGGCUCAUAAACCACAACAGAGACAGAAAACAACAUGAGUCAGCAGCUACAGCUACAAAUAACAUAGAAGAGGAUCAAUGUAAGAGACGACAACAGAAAGAAACCACUGCUAUCAACUGGUCUGUUAGAGAGAGUGAGCAGAGCUCACCUGGCCCAGGUGUGGCUCAUGCACAAACAGCACCUAACGCCCAGGAGGGGUCGUCACAUACCAGGGUAAAAACACUAUCAUCAGUAAAAUGCACAUGAAGUGUGAAAGGUAGUGCAAAGUGGAACUAUUUUAACUUGGAUGUUGUGUAGUUUAGGCAAUAAAAAACAUUUUUAUUGAUUAAACGUGUUU
Molecule: messenger RNA, 5589 nt
Organism: Lates calcarifer (barramundi perch)
Lineage: Eukaryota; Metazoa; Chordata; Actinopteri; Centropomidae
Product: gastrula zinc finger protein XlCGF57.1
Exons: 3
Coding region: 1965-3374 (469 amino acids)
Biological process (GO): regulation of transcription by RNA polymerase II
Cellular component (GO): nucleus
Molecular function (GO): RNA polymerase II cis-regulatory region sequence-specific DNA binding; DNA-binding transcription factor activity, RNA polymerase II-specific
Source: RefSeq, a predicted model, not a curated record